UUUUUUCCCUCAUUUCUUUUUUUUUUUUCUUAUUUCUUCUUUGUAUACAUAACUUCACUUUUUCUUUCUUACUUGUUUUCCAAUUGUACAUAUAAACUUAUUAUACCAAAUGAUCACUAUUACCCCUACAGAAGAAAGAAAACGAUCUAUGGAUGAUGAUUACUUAUUACAAGUAUUUCAGAAAAGAAGACCAAGUCUGAACUUUACGGUACCAGAUUUCAAAUGCGAUGCUUAUUAUCAAGAAUCACUUCAAACGUUGAGUCUUUCAGAUAUUUUACAGGAGUAUCACUCUAUCAUCUUAUUCUUUUAUGAAAGGGAUUUUACCAAUAGCGCUAUUAAUGAUAUUCUUCAAGUCAGAGAAUGUUAUAAGGAAUUCAUGGACAAAAAGGCAUUACCCAUUAUGAUUUCAACCGAUACUGCCAUGGUUCAUCGAGGAUUCUGUUCUUCUUCAAUUCAAGGUGGAUUAAAUACUGUACCUGAAUUUCCUUUACUCGGAGAUGCAACACGGUUGAUAUCAAGGCAUUUUGAUGUUUUAGAAAAUGAAACCGGUAAUGCUCGACGGUCUGUAUUUGUGAUUGAUCAUCAUCAUAAAAUCAAAUAUAGUUUCAUGCCAUUGGAUAGCGAACAACCUUAUUCAAUGUCGGUUAUAUUAUCUAUGGUGAGUAAUAUCACAAAAUGAUGUCGAUUUUACAAUCAAAGUCAAUCACACACAUAUCCAUCGUACAUAGUAUCCAUUUGUGAAUAGUUUAGUUCUCUUUUUUAUAUAUCAUCCACGUUUCAAUAAACCAACUUUUGCAAUAUG
Molecule: messenger RNA, 802 nt
Organism: Halteromyces radiatus
Lineage: Eukaryota; Fungi; Mucoromycota; Mucoromycetes; Mucorales; Cunninghamellaceae
Product: thioredoxin-like protein
Exons: 5
Coding region: 110-679 (189 amino acids)
Biological process (GO): cellular response to stress; response to oxidative stress; hydrogen peroxide catabolic process
Cellular component (GO): cytosol
Molecular function (GO): thioredoxin peroxidase activity
Source: RefSeq, a predicted model, not a curated record